Messenger RNA from Pleuronectes platessa (European plaice), 2031 nucleotides. RefSeq names its product 4-galactosyl-N-acetylglucosaminide 3-alpha-L-fucosyltransferase 9-like. Gene Ontology annotation, cellular component: membrane. The transcript has 2 exons. Lineage: Eukaryota; Metazoa; Chordata; Actinopteri; Pleuronectiformes; Pleuronectidae. The record is from RefSeq and is a predicted model, not a curated record. Bases 31 to 1128 code for a protein of 365 amino acids. Gene Ontology annotation, molecular function: alpha-(1->3)-fucosyltransferase activity.
UUAGUAGGAAAGGACCCCUAUCAGACCGAGAUGCAUGAUCUUAUCACAAAAGCCUGCCAGUAUCAAAUUGUGCACUACACAGGAAAGAUGAGAGGAUCUUCCAGUAAAACGCUGUUCCUGGUAAACUUAGCUAUCGUUGGCCUUAUCUGCUGGGUUAUUUCUUUAUUUGUAUACUUAGAGGCUCCAUCUCCCGUGUGUCAGACUAUGUCUACAGUAGCUGAUGAAAAAAAUUAUGAAGCCACAGGGUCAACUGAAAAGCCCAUCGUUCUGCUCUGGUUCUGGCCUUUUGAUGUGAAGUUUGAUUUCCAAAUUUGCUCAAGCCACUUCAACAUUGAUGACUGCAUUCUGACUGAUGACAGGUCAUUGUACAGCCAAGCAGAGGGAGUCAUCUUCCACCAUAAAGCAAUAAGCUGGCAUUUGGAAAACAUGCCCAAGGAGCCACGUCCACAUUUUCAGAAGUGGAUUUGGUUUGAUCAGGAAUCUCCGACGAACACGGGGAAAACACCAGGUCUGGAAAAUCUGUUCAACUUAACAAUGGGCUACAGACGAGAUGCUGACAUCACAGUGAGAGAUGAGGUGAAAAUCAGGCAAACAGAGACCAAGGAGGAAUUUGUUCUGCCCAAGAAAGACAAACUGGUUUGUUGGGUUGUUAGUAACCACUACCCAAUUACUGGAACAGCUACGAGAGAGAAAUAUUACACAGUACUGUCCCAACACAUAAAGGUUGAUGUCUAUGGUGCUGCUUAUAAUGGGCACCCGUUGAAACCUGAAGACUAUUACCCAACCCUUGCGACGGAGAAGGUCAACGGACCCCUCGCAGUAGGGACCGUCCCUGUAGUUCUGGGUCCACCAAGGGAAAACUACGAGCAGUUCCUUCCCAAUAGUUCCUUCAUUCACGUAAAUGAUUUCCCUGACGCCAAAGGUAUGGCAGAGUAUCUGCAAUGCCUGGACAAGGACCAUGAAGCAUACAUGAGUUACUUUGAGUGGAGAAAGUAUUAUGAAGUCACUCCUCAUCUUUUGACCUUGAGCAAUGAAUUCAUUCAUCCCGUCUGCCUCGCCUGUGACCACAUCUCAAAGUACAAAGAAUACCAUGUUGUCAAUGAUCUUUAUGAGUGGUACUUUCCAUGAAAACUACAGUGAGAACAUCAUUUGACAGACUAUAAACUAGAACAUAUACUUUUGAUUUGUGUGAUUGCUUUGACAUUUAUAGAGUAAUGAUUUAAUGAAUUAAUAUAAUUCACAUGGUAACCGUUGAUAUUAAUAUAUAGCUGGGGUGUUUUGAGUCACUUUGAGUUGUUUUGAAUACAUCUAAACAAAUAAAUAAAUAUUCAAAUCUAAAAAUAGGUUUUACCGAUUCUAUUGGGGUAAUUUGGAUGAUUAUGUCAUGUUUAUUUUUGCUUUGUUUACAGGUACCUUAUUUUAUAAUUUUUUAAAGACAAGUGAACUUCCAGUUUCUACCCUGACUUCCUUAGGUUUUCUAUUGAGUAGGGUUGUGCUAAUGAUUAGGUGGAGCAUCAGUUGCAUGGAUCCAGCUGAGUAUCUGCACACUUACAUUAAAAUCAACUAUAAUUUUACAACUCUAAGGGAUGUCGUAUAUUUCAGCUACUGGAACUUUAUAACAUGGUCACAUAUCAUGAAGGCAUGCUAUGAUUCUGAGUUACUUGUUUUUGAGGUUCUCAGGCUUUGUAAGUGCUAUUCCAUGUGUUAGGGUCAUUUGUCCCCCUCUUUGGAAUGAUCUUUGACCUAUCGUAAAGUAUCUGACCUGCUAAGGAAGGAUCAAAGAUUUGGCGGGAGACUUCAACUUGAAGUUACUAAAAACAUGUCCAAAUUUAGGCAUAGACCCUAUGUGCUACGUCAUUUUAUCUAUAGUUCUGUGGUAAACAACUCCUCUUUAAAAGGGCUUGCCUGGCGGAGGCGAGCCAGAUUUUCACUAUCUGGCCUUUGUGAUUUCUCCGGGCAUACCAUGGUGUCCGUCUGACCUGUAUACUGUAUACCUGGAGCUACAAGGUGUAAUAAAUAUUAUACUUGUAA